AUGGAUGAACUCAUAAACAACUGGGAGGUCCAACUUAAUUCAGAAGGUGGCUCAAUGCAUAUGUUCAAACAGGUCACUGGUCCUGUUCAAAUUAGAGAUUCCCUUAAGAGAGCAGACAGAGGUAAUAUGACAUCUCCACCACUCCUGGAUGCCAACUCCAUGAAGAACCCGGCAUUGUUAAAUGACAUCAAGAUUGAGCCCCCAGAAGAACUUCUGGCUAAUGAUUUCAACCUGCCCCAGGUGGAACCAGUUGACCUCUCCUUUCACAAGCCAAAGGCUCCUCUCCAGCCUGCCAGUAUGCUGCAAUCUCCAAUACGUUCUCCCAAGCCACAGCCUGCUUCCCAGACUCUUGUAGUGUCCACUUCAACAUCAGACACAGGCAGUUCAGCAAGCAUCCGUACUGUUCUGACUCCAAGCUCUAUCCUGGCCUCAUCUCAGGGCACUGGUGGCCAUCAGAUCUUACAUGUGAUUCACACCAUCCCCUCAGUCAAUCUGCCAAAUAAGAUGGGUAGCCUGAAGGCCAUCCCAGUGGUGGUGCAGUCGCUGCCCAUGGUGUAUACUACUUUGCCUGCAGAUGGGAACCCUGCAGCCAUUACAGUCCCACUCAUUGGAGGAGAUGGCAAAAAUGUUGGCUCAGUGAAAGUUGAGCCCACCUCUAUAUCUCCACUGGAGAUCCCAAGUGACAAUGAAGAGAAUGCAAUUGAGAGUGGAUCCUUACAGGGUAUUCAAGGACUACAGCAAGAACCAGCAGCAAUGACACAAAUGCAAGAAGAGUCCCUUGACUUGAAGAGAAGACGGAUUCACCAAUGUGACUUUGCAGGAUGCAGCAAAGUGUACACCAAAAGCUCUCACCUGAAAGCCCACCGCAGAAUCCAUACAGGAGAGAAGCCUUAUAAAUGCACUUGGGAUGGUUGCUCCUGGAAAUUUGCUCGCUCAGAUGAGCUCACCCGCCAUUUCCGCAAGCACACAGGCAUCAAGCCUUUCCGGUGCACAGACUGCAAUCGUAGCUUUUCUCGCUCUGACCACCUGUCUCUGCACCGCCGGCGCCAUGACACUGUGUAA
Budorcas taxicolor (takin) is the source of this 1062-nucleotide messenger RNA. It is a transcript of the gene KLF8, whose product is annotated as KLF transcription factor 8. NCBI's taxonomy places the organism in Eukaryota, Metazoa, Chordata, Mammalia, Artiodactyla, Bovidae. The coding region runs from base 1 to 1062 and encodes 353 amino acids. Gene Ontology annotation, molecular function: DNA-binding transcription factor activity, RNA polymerase II-specific; RNA polymerase II cis-regulatory region sequence-specific DNA binding. Gene Ontology annotation, biological process: regulation of transcription by RNA polymerase II. The transcript has 5 exons. The record is from RefSeq and is a predicted model, not a curated record.